Messenger RNA from Aspergillus glaucus CBS 516.65, 204 nucleotides. RefSeq lists its product as uncharacterized. The annotation marks the transcript as partial. The record is from RefSeq and is a predicted model, not a curated record. The transcript has 3 exons. Lineage: Eukaryota; Fungi; Ascomycota; Eurotiomycetes; Eurotiales; Aspergillaceae.
AUAAUGUCUUGCUUGUCUAACACGGAUGCUGAAAUACGUUCUUGCAAUAUUGAACUCUCGAAAAUUCUCCCUAGAGGUUAUGAAGAAACCGCUGUUUGCUACGAAUCAUCUCCCAGCGCCGGUGACGCCGUUUGCGCCUUCAACGGAACAGGGUACACCCUCGACGGCUCUCGAGUCAAGCUUGACGAGACCGUCCUGUGUGAU